CAUAAGGAAGAAAUGAUGAAGAAAGAGAACUGAAUGGAGAUUUCAAAGGGCAGUUUGAGAAGAAAAAGUAAAGCAUUAUAAUGACAUGUACAAAGAGCUAGAAUAGAAAACCAAAAGGGAAGAACACUCUCGGGGUUUCUCAAGCUGAAAGAGCUGAAGAAAAAAUUCAAGCCUCGAGUUGCAAAAGUGAAGGGUUCUCCGGAGAAAAUAUUAAACAAUGCAGGAACCAUCAAAAGAAGAUGGAAGGAAAACACAGAGUAGUUAUACCAAAAAGAAUUAGUCAACAUUCAACCAUUUCAAGAGGUAGCAUAUGAUCAGGAACCAAUGGUACUGAGGCAAGAAGUCCAAGCUGCCUUGAAGGCAUUGGCUAAAAACAAAGCUCCAGGAAUUGACGGAAUAUCAAUUGAGAUGUUUCAACAUAUGGUUGCUGUACUCGAAGUGCUCACUUGUCUAAGCCAAAAAAUUUGGAAGACAGUUAUCUGGCCAACUGACUGGAAGAGAUUCAUAUUUAUGCCUAUUCCCAAGAAAGGUGAUCCAACAGAAUCAGAAGAAUCAAAAAAUACUACAAUUAUGGAGUUUGUUCUCGUGGGAUUUUCUGAUGAACCCAAUUUACAGUGGAUACUCUUUGGGACAUUUUUCAUCAUGUAUCUGUUUAUUUUGCUGGGCAAUAGCAUCAUAAUACUGAUAACAAGAAUUGACCCUACUCUCCAGAACCCCAUGUAUUUUUUCCUGGGCAAUUUUUCCUUCUUGGAAAUAUGUUAUGUAACAGUCACUAUCCCAAGAAUGCUCACGGACAUUUGGACCCGGAAAGGAAAUAUUUCCUUUUUGGGCUGUGCUAUGCAAAUGUGUUUUUUUCUUAUAUUUGGAGGCACAGAGUGUUUGCUCCUGACAGUGAUGGCCUAUGACCGCUAUGUGGCCAUUUGUAAUCCUCUGCAUUAUCCUGUAGCCAUGAACCACAGGGUCUGUAUCCAGUUAGUGGCUGGCUCCUGGAUCAGUGGAAUUCCAGUUGAAAUUGGGCAAACGUGCCAGAUUUUCUCUCUGUCCUUUUGUGGGUCUAACACAAUUAAUCAUUUCUUUUGUGACAUCCCCCCAGUAAUCAAGCUUGCAUGCGGGGACAUAUUAGUGAAUCAGAUGGCGGUCUAUAUAUUAGCUAUGAUGUUUUUGAUGUUACCAUUUCUGUGGAUCGUUGUUUCCUAUGGCAAAAUUAUCUCCAAUAUUCUGAAAUUGUCCUCAGCCAAAGGAAGGGCCAAAGCCUUCUCCACCUGUUCUUCUCACCUGACAGUAGUAAUCUUAUUCUAUGGAACAGCUGCUAUCAAUUAUUUACUGCCCAAAUCAAAUCAAUCUGAAGGACUGGGGAAACUGGUCUGUCUUUUCUAUACCAUUUUGACACCAAUGAUGAAUCCUGUUAUAUAUAGUCUGAGGAAUAAAGAUGUCAUGGUGGCAUUGAAGAGGCUGCUACCUAAUUAUUAACAUGAUGCAGUGACUUGAAAUUACAGAAACUAUAUGCUUAUGUUUUUGCCAUGUAGAUACAAUGGGAAAAUCUUCUAGUUUUCUUUCUACAUUCUUAGAGAUAAUUUUACAGUGUGCCAACAGUCUCACAUUAUGUCAAGGUACUUUCGUUUCAUAGAAUUAACUACUUCUGUGUAAUCAAACCACAAAUUAACUUAAGUGCAAAAAUAAAAUCUUGAAGAUCAAUCUUUUCUCUGACUUAACAAGUGAGGUAAGAGAUUUUCUGAAUAACACAGUGAAAGACAAUUGAGUGUGUUGUAUAAUUCUGAAUUAGGGCCAUAAUCUGUGAUAAUUUUCUCUUAUAUUUCCCAUUUCUCCAGAUGUAUUUUCUGCCUUUCUCUGCCCGUCUUGUUGGAUUUAGCCAGUGAGAAACACCAGCAGUAGUUGAGAUGGUGGAAGCUGGGGAGAACUUGGCUUUUCUGCACAGUUUUUUCUCUGCUCCUAUACCUUGUCUCUGCCCACGUCUCUGAAAGCUACAUGUGCUUCAGAGUGUACCCACAUCUA
Messenger RNA from Loxodonta africana (African savanna elephant), 2013 nucleotides. RefSeq names its product olfactory receptor 10AG1-like. Gene Ontology annotation, biological process: detection of chemical stimulus involved in sensory perception of smell; G protein-coupled receptor signaling pathway. Lineage: Eukaryota; Metazoa; Chordata; Mammalia; Proboscidea; Elephantidae. Gene Ontology annotation, cellular component: plasma membrane. The coding region runs from base 325 to 1470 and encodes 381 amino acids. Gene Ontology annotation, molecular function: olfactory receptor activity; G protein-coupled receptor activity. The transcript has 2 exons. The record is from RefSeq and is a predicted model, not a curated record.